UUGAAAAUAUUAUUUAUUUUAAUAAAAUUCGUCAAGCACAACCAAAAAAUCAUAUCUCAAGUUCUUAAAUCUUUUGUUUUCGUCCGUAACAAGACUGGUAAGCAGCUGUCUAUUGUCGGUGGUCACACUUUCUACUGUGGAGUACGAGGGGCCAGGACCAAUAUCUGGAGGUGCACUCGGUGGGGCCAGUGCAAAGCAAGGUUCAUCAUCACGAUGAGUGGGGAACUCGUCACCGCACAACUUAAUCACACUCACGAACCGCCUUCGUUUGUUAUUCAUGAUGGUAUUUAUUACAAGAUUUAG
Messenger RNA from Parnassius mnemosyne (clouded apollo), 303 nucleotides. NCBI's taxonomy places the organism in Eukaryota, Metazoa, Arthropoda, Insecta, Lepidoptera, Papilionidae. The record is from the annotation of a GenBank genome assembly.